Bipolaris sorokiniana ND90Pr is the source of this 888-nucleotide messenger RNA. RefSeq lists its product as uncharacterized. Lineage: Eukaryota; Fungi; Ascomycota; Dothideomycetes; Pleosporales; Pleosporaceae. The coding region runs from base 34 to 774 and encodes 246 amino acids. Gene Ontology annotation, cellular component: cytoplasm. The transcript has 2 exons. Gene Ontology annotation, biological process: ubiquitin-dependent protein catabolic process; protein deubiquitination. The record is from RefSeq and is a predicted model, not a curated record. Gene Ontology annotation, molecular function: cysteine-type deubiquitinase activity.
CAAACACUCUGUACAUCAAAGCCGUCCAAUGAAAUGGCGAAAUCUGCGCAAACAUACAGCAAGCACUUCAUCCCACUCGAGUCGAGCCCUGAAAUAUUCACAGAGCUUGCGCACAAUCUAGGGCUGCCUGCAUCGUUAGAGUUUCAUGAUGUGCUUUCUCUGGAUGAUCCAGAAUUACUUGGGAUGCUGCCACGGCCAGUAUACGGGCUGAUUCUGAUACUUCCGACGACAGAAGCGUACGAGAAAAGAGUCCAGGAUGAGGAUAUUAAGCUGGAGAGUUUGCAAGGCGCCAAGCAAAACGGCGAUGUAGUGUUUUUCACACAAACGAUUAACAAUGCGUGCGGGUUGUAUGCUAUACUGCAUGCUGUAUGCAAUGGGCCGGUCAGGGAAAGGAUAGAAUCCGAUUCAAUCAUUGCGAGAGUGCUCAGUUCAAGUCUGGCGAAUGGUGUAGAUGAGCUGGCUAGAGCGCUGGAAGACAGUGAAGAGUUGGAAAAAGCAUAUGCCGCUGCUGCUACCAAGGGUGAUACGGAUGCGCCAGUCAAUGCUGAAGAUGAGGUAGAUUAUCACUAUGUUGCUUUUGUGCGAUCAUCCAAGAGUGGACAUCUCUACCAACUCGAUGGAGACCGGAAACGUCCCAUUGAUCUUGGAACACUUGAAGCAGACGAAGACGUUCUUGGAAGCAAGUGUCUUGAUAUCAUUCGGAACAUGGUGGCACUUGAAAACAACAAUGUCAACUUUAGCUUAAUGGCCCUGGUUGAGGGCGCCGAAGUGUAGGUAGCCAAGGAGUCACACUCUCGGUUGAAGAGUCUCCGAAGAGCGGUAAAGUGUGAACUAUGAAGGACCUUCUUAUUUGUUCUUGCAACCAAGAAUGCACGUACUGGAGUACAG